UUUAUGUACAUCAAGGUGCGAGUGUGCGACUUCUCCAAAUAAAAAAAGGUGCGAUUUUGUAAUAUUCUUUGAUUCUCAUCCCUGUUGAAGAAAAUGGUGAAGGGUCCUGGACUUUACUCUGAAAUCGGCAAGAAAGCCAAAGAUCUUUUGUACAAGGAUUAUCAAAGUGAUCACAAAUUUACCCUUACCACCAUCACCUCCGCCGGAGUUGCUAUCACUUCUACUGGUUCAAAGAAGGGAGAGUUGUUUUUAGCUGAUGUUGGAACUAAGUUUACAAACAAGAACAUUACCACAGAUGUCAAAGUUGAUACUAACUCCAACCUUCUCACUACAAUUACAGUUGAUGAACCUGCCCCUGGUUUGAAGGCUAUUUUCAGUUUUCGUGUUCCGGAUCAGAGAUCUGGCAAGGUUGAACUGCAGUACUUGCAUGAGUAUGCUGGCAUCAGCACAAGCUUUGGUUUGACAGCAAACCCCAUUGUUAACUUCUCCGGAGUUUUUGGAAACAGUACUCUUGCUUUGGGGACUGACCUUUCAUUUGACACUGCUUCUGGAAAUUUCACUAAGUGCAAUGCUGGACUGAGCUUUACCAAUGCUGAUUUGAUUGCAUCUUUAAAUUUGAAUGACAAAGCUGACACCUUGAUUGCUUCAUACUAUCAUAUCGUGAGCCCACUGACCAAGGCAGCUGUUGGUGCAGAAUUGAGCCACAGCUUCUCAACUAAUGGGAAUACACUCACCUUUGGUACUCAACAUGCAUUGGACCCACUGACUUCAGUGAAGGCUCGUGUUGACAACUAUGGGAAAGCAAGUGCGCUCAUCCAGCAUGAAUGGCGUCCUAAAUCAACUAUCACCAUUUCUGGGGAGGUGGAUACUAGUGCUAUCGACAAGACUGCUAAGGUUGGAUUGGCUUUGGCUUUGAAACCUUAAGAGCUGCCCUGUUUUUCUGUUUGGUGAAGAUCUAUGAAAUCGGGGAAAUAAGAAGGGCAAGUCUUGUAGAGAACUUUUUGUUCGGAAUUCGUUCACCAUGGGCUUGUGAACUUGCUUCUUGGUGGUCAAUUGUAUACAAUAAUUAUGGCUGGUGGUGCACCAGUUCUAUUUAUUUUUUUUCAGAAGUUCGUUUGUUGAUGAGAAGGUUUUGAGUAACAGUUCAAUUUGAGUGUUGCAUUUUUGUAAUUGCAAUGUAAUCAUAUUUUUUGAAAUCCUGUAUCAUUUUCACUUUAUGCUAAUGAUUUUAUUUUUACUA
Molecule: messenger RNA, 1240 nt
Organism: Amaranthus tricolor (Joseph's coat)
Lineage: Eukaryota; Viridiplantae; Streptophyta; Magnoliopsida; Caryophyllales; Amaranthaceae
Product: mitochondrial outer membrane protein porin of 36 kDa-like
Exons: 7
Coding region: 94-924 (276 amino acids)
Biological process (GO): monoatomic anion transmembrane transport
Cellular component (GO): mitochondrial outer membrane
Molecular function (GO): voltage-gated monoatomic anion channel activity
Source: RefSeq, a predicted model, not a curated record